Lymnaea stagnalis (great pond snail) is the source of this 8667-nucleotide messenger RNA. Lineage: Eukaryota; Metazoa; Mollusca; Gastropoda; Lymnaeidae. The record is from the annotation of a GenBank genome assembly.
UCAAGCAAUGGAGGCGUGGACGGUUUUGAAUGCUUUCAUUGGUUAAAACGCUUAUUUUACAACCAAUCAAAUAACAAAGAUUUGGAGGUGUGUUACCAUUUAGUUGGAGAGGCAUUAUUUUGCAGAACACUUCAAAUCAUGGUAGGCUUUUAAUAAUUAUUGUUUCCGAAUAUUGUUUAUGAUAAUCGAUGCUAAUCAAAUUAUUGCAUAUUAAAUACAUUUUUAAUCUUUAUUUGCAGACUACCUACACCGAUAAAGGUCCAAAGGUAAGCGAAAAUCUUAUUUAUAUUUUAAGUAACUUUGCCAACUUGUGCACUCAUGUUUUUGUAAUAAAAAUCGUCCUUGACAUUUUGUGACAAUCUCUACCUGGGGGAAAAAGAAAAUUGGACACGUGUUACUUAUGGAUUGACUUAUUUUUCUUAUCUCGUUUUCUCCAUUCGUUAUUUUCUAUUAUGCCUUCCAUCAAUAUAGACCUACACAGGGCGAUAUUUGACUCUCGGUCUCGUCUAUAUUAAAAACAAACACAAAACUACCAUAUUUUCAGUCCGCACACUUUUAUUUAUUUGGUGUUUAUUAGAUAGCUUACUAGUCUAUGAGACAGAAAAAGGAUUACACUAUCAUUUGAUUAUUAUGUUGGGGGACGAAGGCCGUGGCGGGGGGUGGAAGGGGGGGCGAAAGGGGCACUCGCCUCGGGGUCGAAAUGCGUCUUCUGAUAGAACAUUAAAUAGUGAUUUAAACUCUUAAAUCCUAGGAUCUUCACCAAGAGAAAAUUUUAUUUUUAUUGGUUGGCACUUUUUCCUCUAUAUAGGCCUUAUUAUUAUAAUAAGAGGCUCCACUUUAAGCUCUCCUCCGUGCGCCGCUUUUCCUCGGCACGACACUGUGGCGGGGGCUGAAAACAAGCUUCAAGAAGGGGGGAAAAAGCAAGUCUUAGUCUUAGUGCAACCAACUCGCUAUUUUCUCUCCCCCCCCCACCCCCAAAUAUUUUUUUAUUCUGUCAUACCCCAUAUUGGCAAUAUUGUUAACGCUAAGAAUUACGAUAAUACAUGAGAAUACAUAGCAUCAGAUAUGGACGGUUUAAAAAUAGAUUUAAAAAAAAAAAAAACGAUUGAAAUUAAAAUUUGUGAGUGUUCAAAAUCUGAAUUAUUAAAAUUUCUAGUUGUCUAAGACUUGUCGGCCUAGCCCUAAUUUCUAAUAUAAUUUCUAAAGCAUUUUGAGAAUAUUUACGACGGCAAAAAUUUUGUUCACUCCUGGAGCCAGCGGAAACUUUCUACAGAACUUAACAAAAUUACGUCUUAUUUAUGUAUAUAAAUGUUUAUAUAGGCCUAUAUUUUUUUUUUCCUCAGCCAGAGGCAGGUCGGUUUAUUGCAUUCGAUCACAUUACCUUUUGGGUAGGAAAUGCCAAACAAGUAAGUUUAUUUCUAGUGGAAUAGCUUUUUAAAAAUUUAUUCCAUUACUUUAUAAUCAUCAUGCCAAAGUACCACAUAUAAUGUGUCAAGGUAAGCUACAUAAAAUUAAAAACAUUACUCUAUUACAAUGUGUUAAAUAAUGUAGAUAUGGCUACAUACAAAUACAAUUUUAAGUUACUUUUUACGCAGGUGCCUAGUAAUGGUAGCACCUAUUUUUAUAAAGAAAUAAUAAAUAAAAUGUUCAAUCCAAAAAUCAUAAAUAUUUUUUUUAAAAAUUAAAAUAUGUAAUUGAGUGUUAUGCAAAAUAAUUUCACUACAUUUCUAGGCAGCCUCACACUACUGCACACGCCUUGGAUUUGAGCCAUUUAUGUACAGGGGACUUGAGACUGGCUGUAGAGAAAUCGCUGCUCAUGUCGUCAAGCAAAAUAAGGUACUUAAAAUUUGACUACUUAAUUAGGCGGAGGCGUAGCAAGAAUGUUUGGCGCCCGGGGACAAGAUUCGCGCACAGGGACAAGAUCCAUUUUAAAGCGCCCCCUUUUCUUUUUUUCAACUCUCAAACCCAUUAUUUUUACCAAUAAUAUAAUAUCAAACCACAUUUUGGCGCCCCUAACUAGCUUGCGCCCUGGGGGAAAUCUGUUCCCCCUGCCCCCCUCUCGCUACGCCUCUGUAAUUAGGUAUUGUAUUGAUUUACAGAUUAUACUGCUAUGCUUUUCUGUCUCAUGUGUUAAAAUGAACAUCAAAACCAAUUUGGCAUGAUAUAAUUUGGCUUUGAAUUAUUAUAUCAUCAUGUAAAGUAAAGUAAAAUAAAUUCCAUCCAAAAUAAAUUUGAAACAUCAGAGAAGUCAAAAGUUUAAAAAAUGUAUAUGAGGUUUUAAAAUAUAAUGUAUGUAUUUUUUAAAAAUAUAAUAAAUUUCAGUUAAUAUUGCACAUAUAUUAAAGAAUAUUCAGUUUUUAUUAUCUAAGAUAAUAUAGAAAAAAAAAACAGUCACUGAAAAAUGAAAAAAACACAAAAAACUAUGAAGUAUCUUUAUGAUAUGAAAUAUGCUUAAUUAGUCUUUAAAUUUGGAUAUGGUUAAAGCUUCUAUACCAUCAUGCAUAAUUUUUUAAAAUACCGGUAAUCCUAAUUUAUCUAAAAAUCUUAACAGUUAUUUCCUACUUUCAGAUUAUUUACAUCUUCCAAUCUAUGCUUGAACCAGAUAAACCUGCAGGUAAUUAUUUUAUUUAUCUAGCUUAAAAUAAAAAGUAAAAGGCAUUUUUUAAAAUGUUGUGACAGCUGAAGCAAUUUACAGGUUGAAUUCUCUAAACCCUCAAAAAGUGAAACUUCUGAUCUUGAGAUGAAAAUGUAAUAAUAGUAAACCACAUAAUACUUGAUGGGAUGGUCAACAAUUCUUUGGGUGAGAAGCCAUUAAAAAAUUUUCUGAAUUUCUGAAUGGAAUGGUCCUCUCAUCACUGACUCUAAAUGAAAAUUUAAAAAAUCACUGAUAUUGUGUCAUUAAAUGAAUAGACCUAAAAUAUGCACAUAUUAUUAAGUUUGAAGCUUUUUGAGCCUAUUUGUCAAAUGUGACUUUAUAUUUUAGAAUCUUCUUUUUUAUUUAAAAUGUGUGCUCUGUUCACAAUUUUUAUGUGUGGUUACAAAAUUAAUAAUAUUGUGACUAUGACAUAAUUCAGUUGAAGUCAAUUUGAUGUUUAUUUUGUGUUAACCUUUUAAGAUAUGGCUCGCCACUUGACACAACAUGGUGAUGGUGUCAAGGAUGUUGCUUUUGAAGUAGAGGAUUUGAAUGCCAUUGUCAAGGUAUUUAUUUUUUGUUAAAUUCUGAAAUCUAUUGUUAUAUAACAGAGCAUUAUUCAAAAUUUAAAAAAUUAUUUUUGCUUUUACCAGUUAAAAAAUUAAGAAAUGGAAAGCAGUUUUCACAUUAUUUGAUAAUUAAGAUUUAUCAUCUUUUAUCUAAUUUAAUUGUUCAUUGUUUUGAUUUUAAAAAAAUACAAUUUUUGAGAAGAAUUGUUGGAGAACCCAAUAUCAAGCUUAAUGUUACAUAAAAGACAUUUUUGUCCUUGGCAGAAAGCAAAAUCUCGGGGAGCUGUUGUUGUUAAAGAUAUCUGGGAAGAGUCAGAUGAACAUGGCUCUGUACGAAUGGCCACAGUCCAAACCUAUGGUGACACAACCCACACACUAAUUGACCGCUCCAACUAUAAUGGUCCUUUCCUGCCUGGAUUUAAACCUGUCAAUCAAAAAGAUCCUUUGACUAAAAUUUUGUAAGAAUUUUUUAUUUUACACAAGCUAAUGAAUAAAAAAAACCCCCAAAAAACAACUUCUUAAAAUUUAAAUAUUUGACAUGUUUAAAUUAAUAACUUUUGUGGAUUGAUAAAUAUUUAAAAACACUGGCCCUAUUUUUCAUUGGCUUUUUUCACAAGCUUUUAUUAUUAAGACAAAGACGUAACAAAGUAUCAAAUUUUGUAUUUACAUUUUCACUUAAUUACUAUUCUGUUACCAUAACUUCCAAUUUUUAUGAAUAAAGUUUAAGUAUUAAUGUUUACACAGGAUUUUAAUUGUAUAUGAUAAAUAAUUUCAAUUUUUUAAAAAAAGUGGUGACUUGCCUUUUUUGUCUCAGGCCUACUGUAGGACUCCUACAUAUUGAUCAUAUUGUUGGCAAUCAGCCAGACUUGGAGAUGAAUGAUGUUGUUGACUGGUAAGUAUUUGAAAUAAAUGACAUUAGUUCUCCUUUCAAUUGAGAAGUUUUUGCCAUAAAAUCAUAACUGUUAUUGAAAUUGUUGAAAAAAAAGCACAUUCAAUGUCACAGAGCAGAGCUCAGCAACCUAUUUUCCCAUGCCAUGCACCAUAGGACUUCUGAGAAUUCCAUGGCAUAUCACAAGUAAAAAACAUGAAAAAAUAUACUUUGCAAAAUUAUUUAACAGUCAUGUGGGUGUGUAAUGCUAAAAGGUAUAAGUUUGACUGUGUUGCUCCUUAUUUUCUGCAUUGGAUACAUUUCUGUUAUCACAGAGUUCGACAGCUCGGUAAUAUGCUAUAUGUCUCUUUUGUAUCAACUCUUUUUUUAUCACUGGUUGCAGAAUUCUGUCCUAGAGGAUCGAUCCCAAAUAUUAGAUUUCUGUUUUAAUUUUUCCUAAAGGUAUGAAAAAAACCUGAUGUUUCAUCGCUUCUGGUCUGUAGAUGAUAAACAGCUAAGCACAGAGUUUUCUGCACUACGUUCUAUUGUGGUGACGAAUUAUGAGGAGACUAUUAAGAUGCCAAUUAAUGAACCUGCUAUAGGGAAAAAAAAAAGUCAAAUUCAGGUGAGAAAGAAAACAAAAAUAAUUUUAUCAGAUCUUAGCAUUGAUAUGUGGCAUAACUCAUAAUUUACUGAAAUAAAUGAGCUUAGGCAAGAAAAGCCCUUAAUAACAUACAGACAAAGAUUAUUACAUGAAAUGUAAUAGCUUUAAUUGCUUUUAAUUCUGUUCUAAAUUCUUUUAAAAUGUUUUUUUUUUUUUUUCAAUGGUUCAACUUUUCAAUUAAUUGGCAGUACCUCAGAUAAUUUUUGUGAAAUUAUAAAAUUAAUUUUAUAUAAAUAUAAUUAUUAAUGUUGCUGGUUGGCCAAGCUAUUUUAUAAAAAAAAAUUUUAAGUUCCACUUCUGAUUAUUUCAUAUACCGGUAGAAGAAAAACUUUUUAAUUGUGUAUUUGUAUAUAUUUUCCAGAAGUGAAACAGGUUUUUCAAAUUAUUUUGAUUUAAAAAAGGACAAAUGGUGUGAUUGAAGCUCUUGACAUAAAAUUUUAUGCAAAAAAAAACCCUUCCACAGGAGUAUGUCGAUUACUAUGGUGGAGCUGGAGUGCAACACAUUGCCAUGCGUUCAAACAACAUCAUUGAGACAGUAACUAUAUUUUUAUUUCUUAGAAAUAAUCUUUUUUGGAUUUUUAAACUGCUUAAUUCAUCUCAGAAUUUAUAAAAUAACUGGCUUCAGUUACAAAUUAUUUCCAUUUACAAAUGACAGGCUUGUAUUUCUAUUUCAGUUGUCCAUAUAAUAAUUUUUAUUAUUAAUAUGAAUAAUUGAAACAUCCGCAGAAAUUUUUUAUAAGAUUGCAAUAUUAAUAGGUCUAUUUAUUUAUUGACUCGUGAAAAUUACAUUGAAACACAUCCUAUUUUAUUGUACAGAUUACCAAUCUAAGGACCAGGGGUCAACAGUUCCUGGAAAUCCCUGCUACUUAUUAUACUUCUCUGAGGCAAAAUUUGAAAAACUCAAAGGUAAUUUAUUUUUAGCCCAUUUUGAGAGAAAAAAGAAAGGUAUGUAACUAAAGGUAAAUUAAUUUUUUUCAAAGUUGUAUAGUGGUAUGGUAGCUUGAAUAUUUAUUUUAUAAUCAGUCCAUGUUGCCAUUUUUAAGGAAUUCAUGAAAUAGUUCUACUUAGGAUUCUUUAAAAAUUGAAUCAAAAUAAUUAAGUUGUUUUCUUCCUUUUCACAGGUUAAAGUGUCUGAGGAUUUAGAUGAAAUACAAAAGCUUAAUAUUUUAAUUGACUAUGAUGAUGAAGGCUAUCUGCUUCAGAUCUUCACCAAAAACAUGCAAGAUAGACCAACACUCUUCCUUGAAGUUAUACAAAGGCACAAUCACCAGGUAAAAUAUAUUACAAUACUCUGAGCUGUCCUUAAAGAUUAGAAAUAACUAACUGACCGUGCUAUACAAAAACAAUACUUCGAUUGAAGAAAUAUUUUUAAGAGCUUUCUGUAAUUAAUAUUUUUUUCAAUGAUGAAUUAUAUUGUUAAUAUUUGCUUGAUUUCAUAGUAAUGAUGCAGUAUCAAUUCUUUUUUAACAAUUCCUUUUAAAAUUCAUUUACUUCAAUACUUGCUUAUAUUACAUAAUCCAUUACUCAUAGAUAAUUGAUAUUUAUCUUUGCUCAACAGGGAUUUGGUGCUGGUAAUUUCAAGUCAUUAUUUGAAGCUAUUGAAGCAGACCAGGCAGAGCGAGGGAACCUUUAACCUUGGCCUGUGCUGGAUUUUUACAAUCCAUUUUGAGAGGAUCAGCUCAAGUUUUCUGAUUUGCUUUCGGAGAUGUUAAUCUGUACCAUCUUGUGGUAAAUUUAGUUAUUAAUAUCUGUCUUUACACAUAAUGAAGCUUAUACAUUAAAUCUUUAUUUUCAUAUGUAUUUGGUUGAUUUUUUAAGUUACUUUCAUUCAACAAAAUGGUGAAGAUAAGUUUUAUAGCAGCUGGUGAAAUUUACUUGAAAUAUAAAAUAUUAGGUAAAUUGAUCAAUAAAUUUCAAUAUUUAAAAAAUAUUAUUCUUUAGUAAACAGUCUGUGGUUUAAAAAUAUGUAAUUUGACUAUGCCGAAAUUACAUUUUACCAUGGAGCAAUGUGUGUUAUAUGAUUAUUAGGGACCUUACUGUGCAACCUUUUAAGGUUCAAACUUUUUAUAUAUUUAAGACAUUUACAUUUUUUUACAUAGACAUAAACAUUUAUAUCAUCUAACUGGCCACAUUUAUAGAAGAGGCCUACAGAUAUUUAAAAGUUUGAUAUAUUUUUAAAAGCAGUAAUGAAAGAAAUAUUCUUGAAUAAGAGCAAUCUGAGCCAGAACUAUUGAUCUGAUUUUUAUAAUGCUAAAUUUAAAUUUUUUCAUUAUAAUGCAUUUAAUUUCUAAGUAGUGUAUAUUUUGUUUGAAAAAUCUUUUAAAAAUUUGAUGUCAAGUACAUUAUAUGAGUUGUAAAAGAAAGUUUGCAUUUUAACAUGUCUUAAAACUCAACUUUAUUCAACUUUAGUUCUCAGUUCCUUAAUUGUAAUGUAUUAUUUGGUAGUAAUUAACUGUUAUAAUUUAAUGUAAUUUAUUGCAAAACUUUUCUUGCAAUGUGUAAUGUGUCAGUUUACAAUAAAUAUAAUUAUUGUAAGAGUUCAAAAGUUUUCAGCUCAGUUUAAACAGGCAAAAUCCAAUUCAAUUUAUUUUUUCAAAUUUAUUUUGCCAAGACAGUCAGUGUGAGGAAUAGAUUUAAAUCUUUCCAUUGCAUUUUUAAAAAAAUGUAAAACUGAUGAAACUAUAUUAUUAAUCGGAAAUUUUGCUCUAGAACUAUAAAACUUGAAAUUGUUUGAUAACCAGUGUCUUUGACCACUAGAAAAAAUUGUCAUCCACCUACUUUUGAGAGAUUGAGUAGUUCCUUAUCUGUCAUAACCACUAAAAAAAUUGUCAUCCACCUAUUUUUAGAGAGAUGGAGUAGUUCCUUAUCUGAUAUAUUUUUGGCAUUUAUGAAACGCCCUUUGUUGGCAGCUGUGUACAGUCUUUGGAACCAAAUAUAAUUUUUUUGCUAUAUUAUUUUUCUUUCUUCGCAAUCAUGAGUUUUCUUUCUUAUCAGUCAUGAAACUAUUGAAUAGUAAUUCAGGGUUUGAUUAAGUUGGUGUACAAUUUUCCCUGCAUGUGGCUACCCUUAUCUUUUAUUUUCAUUUUAGUUAUGUUUGUUGCCUUACACCAGUGGUUCUCAACCUUCCAAAUGCCAUGACCUUUAAUACAGUUUCCCAUGUUGUGGCGACCCCAAACCUCUAAAUUAUUUUUCGUUUCUCUUCAUAACUGUAAUUAUAUGUGUUUUCCGAUGGUACAAGGCAACCCCUGGAAAAGGGUCUUUCUACCCCCAAAGGGGGUCACGACCCACAGGUUGAGAACCGCUGCCUUACACAAUAUUUUAAUUUCAUUUUUGUUGCAUUCAAAUCUUCCGUUUACCAUUAGAAUUGUCGUUCAAUCAUAGUAAAGAUUAAAAUGUUUUCUCUGAAUUUUUGAAUGUAAUCUGCACUUUAGAUUUACAUUCAGUUUCAAUAAAUUCUAAAAAUGUUAGUUUUGUGAAUUUGUUUUGAAAUGAUAUUAAGAAAGUAUUCUAAUGCAUGGUAAGGAAAACAAUUCCAUAAUUAUGUUAUUUAUUGCAUAUAAAAUGCUCAAAAUAUUUUUGUACAAAUUUUAAUAGCAAUUCAUGAAGCCUUGAGUUUAUGAAAUGUACAAUACAUUCCCUUGUAAUGCUCUUUUAAAAGAAGAAUGUCAGUAAAAAUCACAGCUUCAUAAUUCUUGUUUGCAAUGCAGAAUGCUGGUAGUGAAAGGUACGUUGCAAUAAAAAGGCAAAUUUCAAUGUGUGUAUAUUUGCAAUUUUAUUUUAUUCCUUCAUUUCAUUCCUACUCUUACACUUACAAAUGCAUUUAAAAUAACAUUCCAAAUAUAUUUGCUUUAAAAUUGAUCUUGUGUCUCAAAAUAAAUUUAUUAUAAUCAGGAAUUACUCUUAUUUUUUUUGAUGUUGCUAGAAUAUUUGUAGG